AAGGGGAGGAGCCAGCCGUGUAAGGGAGGAAGUGGAAUCAUAGAGGCGGAGUGAUGUUUGUUGUACCUGUCCGAGGAGAGCGGUGACAGGACGGAGAUCGGAGCUGGCGCUGGGUGGUGAAGGGGAGAUAGCAGGGCAAGUCGCUACUAACAACACAGCGCCCCCCAGUGUGUGGAGCCCCCCCUUAUGUGUGGUGAUCCGGCCAGGAAGGCUCGGUGACAGCCCUUGGCCAGCUAUUGUGUGAGGAGGAUGUCGGGCUGGGUGUGUGUCUGCUGCCUGCUGUACUGUGCUGUAUGGCCGGGCUCCUCAGCACACUCUCUGGAAUGGUUCACCGCCCUGGUCCGUACGGAAUACACCGAGCCUCUCACUAACAGCACGGUGCACGGCUCCACCGAGAGCGGCCGCUAUGGGGACAGCUCGCCCAAGGAGAGCGUACAGGGGCUGGUGGGCUUCCCUCGGGAGCCGGGCCAUGUGGAGGGUUGCCACCCCGACACCCACUAUGUCGUGCCCGGUAUGAGCCCCCGGGCUAUGGAGGAGGGCGAGCCUUGGAUAGCGCUGGUAGCCCGAGGAGGGUGUACCUUCAAGGACAAGGUGGUGAACGCUGCCCGCAGGAAGGCAUCAGCUGUGGUCAUCUACAACGAGGCCAAGAGUGGUAAUGCCACCGUGCCCAUGGCACACCUAGGAACUGGCAAUACAGUCGUAAUAAUGGUUGGCUAUCCUAAAGGCAUGGAUAUUAUGGAAGUUCUAAGAAGACAAAUCCCAGUGAAGAUGAUGAUUACUGUAGGCACUCGCCAUGUCCAGGAAUUUAUUAGUGGUCAGUCGGUAGUGUUUGUGGCUAUUGCCUUCAUCACCAUGAUGAUCAUAUCCUUGGCCUGGCUCAUUUUCUACUAUAUACAGCGUUUUUUGUAUACAGGAGCUCAGUAUGGAAAUCAGAUCAACCGCAAAGAAACCAAAAAAGCAAUUAGCCAGCUACAGCUACACAGGGUGAAAAGAGGAGAAAAGGGAGUCGAUAUUGAGGCAGAAAAUUGUGCAGUAUGUAUAGAAAACUACAAACCCAAAGAUGUUGUGCGCAUUCUUCCAUGCAAGCAUAUUUUCCACCGGUUAUGUAUAGACCCAUGGCUACUUGAGCACAGAACAUGUCCAAUGUGUAAAUUGGAUGUUAUUAAAGCGCUCGGAUAUUGGGUGGAGCCUGAAGAACCUCUGGAAAUCCCUGAAUCCAUUGCUGGCAGCAGCCUCUCAGUGGGGACUUUAAGUUUUGCCCAAGAGGAGAACCGAAGUGAAAUAAACAACCUGCCUACGUCUUCGACGGGUGACACUCUACAGCAGUGUAGUAGUGCCAAGGAGGAUGCAGAGGAGACGACUGCUUUACUAGAUGAUCCUGGCAGCGAGGAUACAGGGGAACAGACACAAAAUUCUGGAAGCUCUUCUUCUCACUAGCCUUCCUCACAUAGGACCUUUCAAGACUGUGCUAGAACUUGUUUCUAAUUUUACGGGUUUAAACAAGCCAUGAACUGACAGUUGGUUUAAUGAGAGGAGAAUGGCAAGCCUACAACAUUCUGAUACAUAUCCUUUGUUUUCUUAAUAUUCAAACCCUUUCACCAAGAAAUGCAUAUGGCACUUGUUACAUGUUUGUUUUAAGGUCAAAUGAUACAUUAAUAUGCAGAUCAGUCUCUGAUUACACUGGGGUAAUCAUUGGAUUCAGUUCUUCUCUUGGAGGUGAUAUAUAUAUAUUUCGGCUGAAAUCUGGAAUCUAUAUUUUGUACUGGACUGUAGCAGCAUGGACGUUGGUUAUGUUUACGUUAAAGGCUGCUCUGGACUCCUCUCUUACAUGUAUUCAUGAAAACGUGAACAAAGACACACGUAAAGCACUUAUUAGAGGGGAAGUUACCUGUGUUCUGGUACUUAAUCCUCUAACAUUUUGUUCAUGAUGGCGCUGAUUCUGGAUAUCUGCCUCAGGAAUCUGUAUAGACUGCAGCAAUGAACAAGUUCUGUUACUUGUGAUUCACCUUCCAGUCCGGACCCCCACAGCGAGGAACAAGUUCUCUUCUGCUGGAUUCCACUCCACUCAGGAAUCCACGCACCCGCAGAGAUAAUGCUUUGUUUUGGAUUCAGCUCAGGAAUCUGUGUGAUUGCCGUGAUUAAGAGGUUCUGUUGUAGUGGAUAAACCUGUAACAUUACAGCACUGCCCAGCUUUCUGUGGAUAUACUCAUAACUCAUCGAUUAUUUAAAGGUUUCAUUCAUUACCUAGGGGCAUAUUUAUAAAGACCUGUCUAAUCUAGGCACAUUUUUGUAACUUUUAGUGCACCUAUAAUUUGGCAAAUGUGUUCGAAAAUGUUUUUAAAAAAUAAUUUAAAUGUACA
Messenger RNA from Rana temporaria (common frog), 2360 nucleotides. RefSeq names its product ring finger protein 149 (gene RNF149). The transcript is spliced from 7 exons. Bases 250 to 1437 code for a protein of 395 amino acids. Lineage: Eukaryota; Metazoa; Chordata; Amphibia; Anura; Ranidae. The record is from RefSeq and is a predicted model, not a curated record.